Symbiodinium necroappetens is the source of this 260-nucleotide messenger RNA. The record is from the annotation of a GenBank genome assembly. Lineage: Eukaryota; Dinophyceae; Suessiales; Symbiodiniaceae.
AUGUCCGGACGUCAUGGCCGUCGUGUGGGCCCACCGCAAGAUGCGGAUGAGUUGCCGUACGAGUCACGCGAGCUGCCGAUCGACGAAGGCCAGUAUUACUCGGGGCCGUUGAUCAUCACCUACGGGGCGGAGGAGAUGUACAACCCCAGUGGCCGCACGGGGGCUGUUCGGCAGAAAGGCCACUCGUGUAUGCCGGCGUUCAUCAAGAAGCGGUUCUACGACGUCAACGGCACCCAGGUCACGGUGGACGUUCGUGGAAU